GGCGCUGCUCGGGGACUAGGACGGAGCGCCCGACCCCAGGAGGCAGGGUCGUUUUGCCCGGGUUGGCGCUGCCGGCGUCCUGGGGCAUCCAUCACGGGGAUGACGGGCGUCAGGGUCAGGGGACCUGGACGGGAUCGGGACCGGGCCGAAGCCCAGCCGGGCGGGGCGGAAUCCAGACCCGGAGGAAGCGAGCGCAGCUACAGUCCCGCGGCGGGGGGUGCACGUAAGGGACUCGGUGAGAACAGCCUGGGACCGGUGCCCGCGGUCGUGCGUGCUCCAUUUGUUUACGUCCGCGGGCGGCGGCCGUGCGCGUGUGUCCUAGCCCGCGUCCUGGGAGCUCUGCCCGGGCGUGUGCGCGCGCGCGGGUGUUUGUGCGUGUGUGCACGGCGUGUGCGUGUGUCCCGCGCUCUCCUUGAAGCCCGUGGGUACCUCGCGGAGGGCGUGUCCUAGGGUGACCGCAGCAGUAAAUGCGAAAUGAGAACCUGAGUUUGGGAAGCCACCCAGCCCGGGACACUCAGAGAAUGGAAAUUCUCUCCUGGACCGCCCCCCACCCCUUCCCACCAGCCUGGACUGCCUGGUUUCUGCUGUCCCUGGAGUUUCCCAGGGCCCUAAGCAUGUGACCCCAAUGUUUGUCCCCCGCCCAGAGCUGGCGCCCGCAGCAACAGGGUGGGGCCGAGGUACCAGUGUCCCCACCCAGCUGAGCAGGGCUGAGGUAAGCCAAAGCCACCCUUCACCUCCUCACCCACCCCGUGGACCUGGUAGCCAAACGAGUGGGAGGGCAGAUCAGAUCGUUGUUUUCAAACUCCCUGGGGAGGGCAGACCCUAGGAACUCUGUCCAACCUCUUACAGUCUCAGGAGAAACCGGAAGGGCCAGAAACCCUGGGCCAAAGUCGGGGUUCCUCCCUGGUGGCUACUGUGGCUAGUCUGAGUGGCCAGCCAUACCUGGUUGGCUGCCUUCGUGGGAGUUUUAGCCUGUGGAGGGACUGGUUAGACUGGACCCCCCUCCAGGCUGUGGGACCCCAGAACCAGUUAAGCUGCCAGGGCCUGAUAGGGUCCACAGGCAGUCGGGGUGGGAGGUCUUUCUUCGUGGAAGGUUCAGGUGACCUGCAAAAGCACCUGUGCAGGCCGGCAGCCUGAAGCUGGGCUGGGGAAGGGAUCCCUUGGUCCAAAUCUGUGUUCUCCGAGGCCCUCUGGGAAUUAUGGGGGGGUGCGUGGGAGUUGAGCUUCUUAAGGUGAGGAACUUUGACUCUUUGUGCCCCGUUGAUGUCUUCUACCACACCAGGGACCACCCUCCCACCACCCACCCCCGCCCCAGGUCCCCAUCCCAAGCAGAACUAGGAAACCUCCUGCAUGGCAGGGCGGCAGGUGGAACUCAGGACUGGCAGCUGCUCACACAGCCUGUUACAGGGAACUGUGGGAGACCAAGGGGAGGCAACACCCCCCCACACACCAUGCCCACCAAGAGCUGGGGUGUCAAAGAGUGUGGGGAGGGGCUGGGGAUUUAGCUCAGCGGCAUAAGCACCUGCCUUGCAAGCAGGCGGUCGUGAGUUCGAUCCCUGGUACCGAUAAAAAUGAAAAAGACAAAAAAAAAAAAAAAAAAAAAAGAGUGUGGGGCUUCAGUAAGGGAGUUAAAGCCAGAAGCCAGGCAGGCCCAUCCCCCAAGCCAGGCAGGAAAUGCCCUGGCAUGGGGCUGGUGUCAGGGGAUAAGGGGCGUGGCCGCUGGGCUUGGUCACCUAUGGAAAGUUAGUGGCAAGAAAAAGGGCUUCACUUCUCCUGGGAUUCGAAGAAAGACUGACCUACCAAACUAAGGCAGAGCAACACAGGGCCGUGUGAAGGGAGGGGAAGUCACUGGUUAAAGGUCUCCAGCCCAGAAGGCAUCUGUGGCAGACAUGUCUGUGGACCCUUUGUCCAGCAAAGCCCUGAAGGUCAAGCGCGAGCUGAGCGAGAACACGCCGCACCUGUCGGACGAGGCGCUGAUGGGGCUGUCGGUGCGCGAGCUGAACCGGAACCUGCGCGGGCUCUCGGCCGAGGAGGUGACCCGGCUCAAGCAGCGCCGCCGCACCCUGAAGAACCGCGGCUACGCCGCCAGCUGCCGCGUGAAGCGCGUGUGCCAAAAGGAGGAGCUGCAGAAGCAGAAGUCGGAGCUGGAGCGCGAGGUGGACAAGCUGGCGCGCGAGAACGCGGCCAUGCGCCUGGAGCUCGACGCGCUGCGCGGCAAGUGCGAGGCGCUGCAGGGCUUCGCGCGUUCGGUGGCCGCGGCCCGCGGGUCCGCCGCCCUCGUGGCGCCAGCCAGCGUGAUCACCAUCGUCAAGUCCGCGCCCAGCCCCGCCCCCGGGCCCGCCCCCAGCACAGGCCCCGCCCCCAGCACAGGCCCCGCCCCAGGCCCGGCCGGCUGCACUUAGUGUCGCUGCGCCCCGCCCGCCUCCCCACCGUAGCCGCGCCUCCGGCCCCUCCCUUCUCGAAGUGCCUGAGCGCCUCUGUUCCCGGAUUUUAUUUCCCUGCCUUCCCCUGUGGCGAACACGCAUUCCUUUCCUGGGUUCUGCAGCCCCUCAAACGGGGAGCCAAUAGGUCCGGGGAGGGGCACCUUUGCUAGGUUGGCAAACAUUUGGGGCCAGGGGUCCCGCGGCCGAAAGCCUUCUUGGGUUGGGAGGGACUGCAGGCGGGGAGGCGAGGCCACACCCCUCGGGAGUUUGGGAAACUUCGGACCCGGCCCGCAAGGCUUCUCACCCCGCUGUCCGGGACUCAAGGGGGCUCGGCACUGGGGGUGACUUGGGCUGUCCUGCUGGGCGCAUGCACCUCUCUUGGGGCCUAGUCCUGAGGGUCGUAGAGAGCGAGACCCAGCUAAGAUGGGGAACCUCCCCACACCCCCGCCGAUGGGACAGUGUUCAAGGCCACAUAUCCUUUAAGGACUCAGCUAAAACCAAAAACUGGGCUUUUUCACUGCUACCCCAGGGUUCCAGCCGUGGUUUCUCCGGGGGCGACAAGGGUCAGGGACUGAUGAAGGUGUGAGAGGCCUCCGAGCCAUUAACAGAGCUGAUGAGAAGGGAGAGAAGCAAAGGGAGAGAGAAGGUGACACAGAUGGCAGAGUGGAAAGGGGCUGGCCAGCCAGAGAGGAAGGGGACAGUGACCACUGUGGCGGUAGAGAAGUGAGGAGACAGAUCCUGCAUGCAGUCCCAAAGCAUGGAGUGCCUUGACCUCUGAGGGUUCCUUGAGAGUUGGGGGUGGCACUGCCGCCUUUGGGGAAGCCCAGCCCGCCCACCCCUGUAUACAGUCCCCCUUCCCUUCCCUCCGUUUAUUUAUUGCACAAACCUAAGUUAUUCUCCCCAGCCAGAGCCCAGCUCCUGCUCCCUGGGAAGAGUGGCAUGUGGCCCUGAGCUGGGCUUUAUAUUUUGUAUCUGCAAAUAAAUCACAUUUUAUCUUAUAUUUAGGGAAUGCUGGGUGGCAAAAACGUUUUUUAAGAAAUUGCCUGACCCCCAGAAUUUAUUUAUUUUCUGACUUACAGUGAGCGAGUUAUCCGCCUUCUGUAUUUUGUAGACUUUCUCAAUAAAGUCAAGUUCUCUUUUCUGCAGAGAA
Cavia porcellus (domestic guinea pig) is the source of this 3573-nucleotide messenger RNA. It is a transcript of the gene Maff, whose product is annotated as MAF bZIP transcription factor F. Gene Ontology annotation, molecular function: RNA polymerase II cis-regulatory region sequence-specific DNA binding; DNA-binding transcription factor activity, RNA polymerase II-specific. The transcript has 3 exons. The record is from RefSeq and is a predicted model, not a curated record. The coding region runs from base 1890 to 2402 and encodes 170 amino acids. Gene Ontology annotation, cellular component: nucleus. NCBI's taxonomy places the organism in Eukaryota, Metazoa, Chordata, Mammalia, Rodentia, Caviidae. Gene Ontology annotation, biological process: regulation of epidermal cell differentiation; regulation of transcription by RNA polymerase II.